Daldinia childiae is the source of this 1626-nucleotide messenger RNA. Its product is annotated as Oxygen-dependent choline dehydrogenase. Lineage: Eukaryota; Fungi; Ascomycota; Sordariomycetes; Xylariales; Hypoxylaceae. Gene Ontology annotation, molecular function: oxidoreductase activity, acting on CH-OH group of donors; flavin adenine dinucleotide binding. The transcript is spliced from 4 exons. The record is from RefSeq and is a predicted model, not a curated record. Bases 1 to 1626 code for a protein of 541 amino acids.
AUGGAUUCCUCUCAAGUAUCCAGCAUAUUCUGGGAUUAUAUAUUUGUAGGCGGUGGCCUUGCAGCGUCAGUUGUUGCCCACCGGCUUUAUCAAUUUGACUCGUGCCUCAAAAUCCUUCUCGUGGAGGCAGGGCCCAAUGCAAAUAAUCGAUCUGACAUUGUCUGGGUGAAUUCUACCAAUUUAAUCGGCGGUGAUUUUGACUGGAAAGACCAUAGCGUUAAGCAGUCCCACGUCGAUGGGCGAAGUAUCGAUCUGCCAAGUGGCAAAGCCCUUGGUGGAGGUACGGUUAUUAACACUGGAGGGUGGCUUCGGGGCGAUAAGAUCGACUAUGAUAUCUGGGGCUCAUUGAUCAACGACGCGCGCUGGAGCUACGAGGGUCAGCUUCCAUUCAUGCGAAGCGGACCUGUGUCUAUCCAGACAGCUGCCUCAACCGGUCGCAAAUUCCCGCUUCGUGAAUACACGUUACGAUCAUGGGCUGAACUCGGUGUUAAACCCUUGCCGGAACUUGAUGCCAACUGGUACAAUCGCGUAGGAGUUGGUGAUCUGCAGGAGAAUAGGAAGGACGGCAGGCGGCAAAUCGCCUCAGUUGUAUACCCACUUGACGGUGUCACUGUCUUGACUGACACUCUAGUGGAGAAGGUGCUGAUCGAGAACCCAACCAAGCACGAGGGCAGCAUUGCUGUCGGAAUCCGGCUGGCCACUGGCACCGAGAUCCGCGGACGUGAAACCAUCGUCGCUGCCGGUGCCAUGCGUACACCACAAGUACUGAUGCUUUCUGGCAUCGGACCAGCUGCUGAGCUCGGGAAAUUUGGCAUUCCUGUCCUGGUAGACAACCCAGACGUCGGCCAGAACCUCGCUGACCAUGCUCUUUUUUUCCACACAUGGAAGGUUAAAGAUCCUAAGGCUGGUUGGGCGAUUGGAUCACCUAACCCCUUGUUCAAAGAACCGCAAUACGGCUGGGGUCAACCGUUUGAUUUAAUCGUGUCUUGUGACGUAGAGAAAAAGGGUCUUGCUGCCGCUAUCGCAGAAGAUGAGGGUGCUAUUCCCGAUCCAGCUACCCAUCCACUUCUCGCUAACGAACGUACGUUCUAUGAGCAUGUCUUCAUGUACGUCGGUGCAGCGGAUGGGUCACUAGUUACGUUGGGGACUAUUACAAUGUUGCCUACAGCUCGAGGAUCAGUAAAGCUUGCGUCAGCCGAUAUUAAGGAAGCACCACUGAUUGAUCCUAACUUCUUGGGCACAGCCGUAGAUCGGUAUGCAAUACGCGAUGCUGUAAAGAUGCAGGUCAAGUUUGCCGGGAGCGAUGCUACGAUUAUUGGCCGAGAAAUUCUCGAUGGGGAGGUCGGCGCUCCAGGGUUUGAUAGCGUCCUGACUACAAACUCUACUGACGAAUACAUCGAUGCACGCAUCCGAGGUGGAUUAGGUACGAGCGAACACCCUAUGGGGACCGCAGCAAUGGGUAAAGUGGUGGACAACAACUUGAAGGUAAAAGGAGUGAAGAAUCUACGCGUGGUCGACGCCUCAGUCUUCCCAGUUGUUAUUACCGGGCACUUACAGGUUGCUGUAUAUGCUUUAGCUGAGCAAGCUGCUGAGAUUAUCCACGCCGAACGUAGCAAGCCUGCAUAA